Nematolebias whitei (Rio pearlfish) is the source of this 978-nucleotide messenger RNA. It is a transcript of the gene sfxn5b, whose product is annotated as sideroflexin 5b. Gene Ontology annotation, biological process: mitochondrial transmembrane transport; monoatomic ion transport; citrate transport. Gene Ontology annotation, cellular component: mitochondrial inner membrane. The transcript has 14 exons. The coding region runs from base 1 to 978 and encodes 325 amino acids. Lineage: Eukaryota; Metazoa; Chordata; Actinopteri; Cyprinodontiformes; Rivulidae. The record is from RefSeq and is a predicted model, not a curated record. Gene Ontology annotation, molecular function: monoatomic ion transmembrane transporter activity; citrate transmembrane transporter activity.
AUGGCGGAGUCUGCAGCCUGUCCUGGGUUCCGGUUCGGGGAGUCCCGCUACGACCAGAGCUCAUUCCUCGGUCGUCUGAGACAUUUUGUUGACAUCAUCGACCCCAGCACCCUGUUUGUUUCAGAGAAAAAGUUACGAGAAUGCAUCAAACUCCUUGAUGACCACAAACACGGCACUCUUCCACCUGGAGUAUCUGAUGAGCAGCUGUGGGACGCUCAGAAGAUCAAACAGGCCAUCAUUCACCCUGACACCGGAGAGAAGAUCUUCAUGCCAUUUCGAAUGUCAGGUUAUGUUCCAUUUGGAACGCCAAUUGUCAUUGGCCUUCUUCUCCCAAAUCAGACUGUGAUGUCUACCAUUAUAUGGCAGUGGUUGAACCAGAGUCACAACGCCUGUGUGAACUAUGCGAACCGCAAUGCCACAAAGCCGACACCAACGUCCAAGUUUCUUCAGGGCUAUGUUGGAGCUGUGACGAGUGCUGUCUCUAUUGCAGUGGGACUGAAUGUGCUGAUUGGAAGGGCCAACAAGCUGAGUCCUGCCACCAGAACGGUCAUCCAGAGAUUUGUUCCCUUCCCAGCUGUAGCGAGCGCAAACAUCUGCAACGUGGUUCUGAUGAGACACAACGAGCUGUCUGAAGGUAUUGAUGUGCUGGACACAAAUGGCAACGUGAUGGGAUCCUCCAAAAUCGCUGCAAGACACGCAAUAAUGGAGACGGCCUUCACGCGUGUGGUCCUUCCAAUGCCGAUCUUUGUCCUGCCCCCCAUCACCAUGUCCUACAUUGAGAGGCUGAGAUUCCUGCAGCGAAACCCCAGACUUCGCCUGCCCAUCCACAGCCUCGUUUGCCUGAUUACGUUCGGCCUCUCGCUGCCCGUGGCCAUCAGCCUGUUCCCCCAGAUGUCUCAGAUUGAGGUGUCUCGUCUUGAGCCUGAGAUCGCCAUGGCAACGGAUUGCAAAGUGGUGACCUACAACAAGGGUUUAUGA